AUACAUAUACGGUGCGUAAAUUCGCUUACGCAUAGCCAACGACAGAGAAUGAUUUGAUCGUGUCGGAAUUCCAAAACCAACAAUACAAUUUCUAUUUGGUAAUCUGCCAUUUUGAAGUGCCAUAUGUUUUCUAAAACGUUAUUCAGAAACCAUAAUGAAUACCACUACAGCGAUGGAUAAUUUAGAUGAGCAGGAAUACUCUGAUUUUCUUAGCGAAUAUUUUUUGCAAACAAGUUCACAUUGCAAUGAGCCUGAUGCUAAUUACGAAGAUGGGGAAAUGGAAGCCGAAUGGUUGAUAUCUGCCGGUUAUCCUGAGCUGACCAAGCCUUUUGAACAAGGCUUCGAGUUAAGUGCAACUGAAUUGGAACCUGUACUUUCUACAUUGCCCCAACCUUAUGCGGCAGCUAUCAAGCAACGUGUUAAAGCUUUGAAUAAAACAGUUCGAGGACGCACAAAGUGCCGAUCAAAACGAAAGCCUGAUAUCCGAGACGUAUUUCGGGACUUUGAUGAAUCGAGUACAGGAACACGAUCACGCAGUGCAACUCCAGAUUCUCUAGAUUCCAUACAAGUCGUCGAAGUGUGGCAAAAUGCUGUCAUGUCAAAUUUUACUGGAGUUUUUGAGAACAAUAGCAAUUCCGCUAUUAAAACAACUGAGCAAUUGAAAGGAACUCAUUUAAAACAGAAGUUGAGGCGAUCGCCCAGUGCGCCGCUUAAAAGUUCUACCUCUGCGGAUAUAUUUCGUGGAUCCCAUGUGCGAUGUGAUAUUCCAUUAUAUUCUGCGCAUGGUGUUGAGUUGCUGGGAUAUUCACGAAUCGGGACUAUACACUUACAGCGAAACCGUUCUGGUUCGGACCCAUCUUGCUCUGUCGGACGUGAACGUGGUACACUUCUACGGGAAUCUCAUAGUGAACACAAUACAUCUUGGGGUGAUUCUAGCGACGAGUAUAUGACUAAAUCUAAAACAAUUGAUCUGAAUAAAGGACUGGCCCAGUCAGAAAAUCUGUGCAGUAAACGCCAUUUUACGCAACAGCGGGAUGGCCCCAGCUUUGAAAGUUAUUGCCGUGAUACCUUAAGUCCAGAUGGCGUCGAAAAAAUUGACAAAUUUGAAAACUCUUUGAAUUUAGUCUCAGACAUAGUUUUAUUAAGCGAACUCGAUCUUAAACGUUUACAAACCCUUUGGUUGGAACUUGCUACCAUAUUUGAUCGUAACCAAGUGUCAUUAGACAAACGAAAACCGUUUAGACGACGUAGAAAAGAGGAGGGUAACCUUUUUGGGAUAUCUCUAAACGCCCUCAUACGCCGUGAUCAGCAAGUUACUGGUACUGAUUCUACCCUAGUUCCCCUUUUUUUGGAAAACUUGCUUACUGAACUUAUGAGACGUGGUACUCGAGAGGAAGGAAUUCUCCGAAUUGCUGGGCAUAAGCAAAAGACUGAAAUGCUGUACAACGAAUUCGAAUCAAUAUUUUAUCAAAAGCCUGAAAAGAUAUCUAAUCUAUUUAGAACCGCUACAAUCCAUGAGCUGAGCGCAUUGCUUAAACGUUGGUUGCGUGAACUUCCCCAACCAUUGCUUACCAACGAACUUAUAAAACUUUUUUAUCAAUGUAACAAACUUCCUACAAUGGAUCAAAGAUGUGCGUUAUCUAUCCUAUGCCAACUGCUACCACACGAAAAUCGCAACACAUUACGUUCGCUACUCAAAUUUUUAAACUUCAUAAUUGAUUUAAAGGAUAUUAACAAAAUGAAUAUACAUAACGUUUCUACUAUAAUUGCGCCAUCAUUUUUUCCACCACGGUUUAUACACCCAAUUGACAAAAAAAGUAUAGAAGAGCAAGUUAAGGUGGCCGCAGACUGUUGUCGUUUAACUAACGUAAUAAUUUUACUUGGCGAGCGGCUUUUCCAAGUACCGAAGAAUUUAAUUAUGGAAUCAAGGUGUAAGACUACAAAGACGGCUAAAAAAGGACCAACUCGGGGUUUAACAUUGGUUUCAUCACAGGAACAAAAUUCGGCAGUAAUUGGUCCAUCCACAGCCGAUAUUAAUGCAUACUCAACUGAGCCGAAUCAUGUACAUCGCUUAGUUAUUUAAGAUACAUAAAAUACCUGAUAUUAAUACGGUUGCAUUUGGUGCCUAGUUUUGAUUGAAUUUUAAUUUAUUUUAAUACUUUUUAAUAAUUUUGAUUGCAAGAUUAACUUCAUUUCAUCGUUGUAUAUUCAUAAAAAGAAGUUUUUAAAAAAAAAGUUAAAUCUAAAGUCAAUAAUUUUCAUGCAGUAUUGUUAAUAU
Molecule: messenger RNA, 2278 nt
Organism: Drosophila serrata
Lineage: Eukaryota; Metazoa; Arthropoda; Insecta; Diptera; Drosophilidae
Gene: conu
Product: Rho GTPase-activating protein conundrum
Biological process (GO): signal transduction; regulation of small GTPase mediated signal transduction; regulation of actin filament polymerization
Cellular component (GO): cytoplasm
Molecular function (GO): GTPase activator activity
Source: RefSeq, a predicted model, not a curated record